GCAGGCAGUGCUCGUUCAAUUCUCUCUUGACGGCCAAGUCUAUCCAGCAACGAAAACCAAUCAGCACCAUGGCUGCCCCAGUGGCGGAGAAACUGACCUACCCUUCAGCGCGUCGAAGUGAUCAGGUUGACACUUUCCACGACGACGUUGUGCCUGACCCUUACAACUGGCUGCACAACCCGGACAGCGAAGAGACCAAGGCCUUUGUCGACGCUCAAAACGCCAUCUCUGAACCUUUUCUCAAGACCGAGCUUCGUGACAAGUUUCGCCAACGACUCGGUGAACUUUUCAACUUUCCCAAGCACGGCUGCCCGGGAAAGGAUGACCAAGGCCGCUACUUCCACUCUUUCAAUCCAGGGCUGGCCAAUCAAUCGACCAUCUAUUGGCGCGAAAAGCUUGAAGAUGAGCCCAAGGUGUUGCUGGAUCCCAACACCUGGUCUGAAGAUGGCACCGUUGCUCUUGCCGGCUACGGUGUCUCCAAGGACGGUCGCUAUGUGGCCUACCUCGUCUCUGCCUCGGGCAGCGAUUGGCGUACCAUCAAGGUGCUGGACAUGACCACGGGUCAGGAUCUGGAGGAUGAGCUCAAGUUUGUCAAGUUCUCAUCCCUCAGCUUCACGCACGACUCCAAGGGUUUCUUCUACAACCGCUACAACCCGCCCAAGGACUGCACCGAUCCAGGAACAGAGACAGAAAUCAACGAGCACCAAAAGUUGUACUAUCAUCGCAUCGGCACCCCGCAGUCGGAGGACGUGCUUUGCUUUGAGACCCCAGAUCAUCCCACCUGGCAUCUGGGAGCCCAAGUCACAACUGAUGGCAAGUACAUCUUGGUGACGCCUUCCGAUGGUUGUGACCCCGUCAACCGUCUGUUUGUGGCGCCGGUCCCAGCCAACAUUGAUGGUCUUUUGCCCAAUCUCCGCAAGAUCGUUGACAACUUCGAUGCCAAGUAUGCGUACAUUGGCAACCGCGGCGAUGAAUUCUUGUUCGAGUCCAACCUUGAUGCACCAAACAACAAGGUCUUCAAGGCCGAUUUGAGCGCCUCAGAGGUCAAGUGGGAAACGCUGAUUGCCGAGGCCGACAGCGUUCUUGAGGAUGUCGAUCUGAUCAAUGAAAAGUUUCUCAUCGCCACCUAUUUGGAAGAUGUAAAGAGCGUUGUCAAGGUUAUGGACCGAGAAACGGGCAAGCAUUUGCACACGCUUGACAUCCCCGUGGGCUCUGUGGGUUCUGUGCGUGGUCGCCACGAUGAUCCCGAACUUUUCCUGAGCGUCACCACCUUUACGUCACCGACUACCAUCUAUCGUACCAUGCUGACGACAGCCGACGCACCCCUGGAAGUCUUUUACAACACCGAGAUUGCAAACUACAAUUCGGAGGAUAUCGCGGCCAAGCAGGCAGGUUUUAUCGCGCCCGACAGAGUUGAGCUCAACGGCGAGAACCCGGUGCUGUUGUACGGCUACGGUGGCUUCAACAUCUCGUUGUCCCCCUACUUUUCGGCCUCGCGUGCCUUGUUUGCCAAACACUUGGGCGGUAUUUUUGCCAUUGCUAACCUGCGAGGAGGUGGCGAGUAUGGUGAGCGCUGGCACAAGGCAGGUAGCCUUGCCAACAAGCAAAACGUCUUUGACGACUUUUGCGCCGCCGCUGAGUAUCUCAUCAAGGAGAAGUACACCAACCCCAGCAAGCUAGCCAUCAUGGGCGGCUCCAACGGCGGUCUCCUUGUUGGUGCCUGUGCCAACCAGCGCCCCGACUUGUUCCAAGCCGUCAUUGCCCAAGUCGGCGUCAUGGACAUGCUGCGCUUUCACAAAUUUACAAUCGGUCAUGCCUGGCGCACGGACUUUGGUGAUCCGGAGAAGCCCGAGGAGUACAAGUGGGUGCGGGCCUAUUCUCCCUUGCACCACAUCAAGCGUCACGAGAAGCACCAGUACCCAGCCAUCCUCGUGGCUACGGCCGAUCACGAUGAUCGCGUCGUGCCCUUGCACUCUCUCAAGUACAUUGCCGAGCUGCAGGCCACCCUGGGCGCUGAUCCCAAGCAGACCAAUCCUCUGUUGGCGCGCAUCGAGGUCAAGGCAGGCCACGGCGCUGGCAAGCCCACGUCCAAGAUGUUGGAUGAGGUCGCAGAUACCUAUGGCUUUCUCGGACGCACCAUGCAGUUGACUUGGAGGGACUAGAUGGUCUGCUUCAUGCUUUGUCCAGAAUUGAUGGCGCUCCUCUC
Messenger RNA from Monosiga brevicollis MX1, 2206 nucleotides. RefSeq lists its product as uncharacterized. NCBI's taxonomy places the organism in Eukaryota, Choanoflagellata, Craspedida, Salpingoecidae. Bases 69 to 2162 code for a protein of 697 amino acids. Gene Ontology annotation, cellular component: cytosol. The record is from RefSeq and is a predicted model, not a curated record. Gene Ontology annotation, molecular function: oligopeptidase activity; serine-type endopeptidase activity. Gene Ontology annotation, biological process: proteolysis. The transcript is spliced from 16 exons.